AUGGCUGAGCGUCAAGAGACGGGUUCAUCUGAUGGGACACCUGCUGCUGACGCGUACCCCAGAAAGAUACUGGAGUACAUGGAAGGAUUUCUCAUCUCCAAGACGGUUUUCUCCUCCUGUGAGCUGGGUGUGUUUGAUGUGUUGCUGGCCUCAGAGCGCCCCCUGUCUGCAGAGGAGAUCAGUCAGGCGAUCGGAGCCAGUCUGGAUGGCACACAGAGACUGCUGGCUGCCUGCACCGGCCUGCAGCUCCUCAACACACACCAGGAAAAUGGAGAAGUGUUUUACAGUAACACAGAGCAGGCCAGUCUCUACCUGACCCGCUCCAGUCCUGUGUCCCUUUACCAGUCCAUCCAGUACAGCUCCAGAACCAUCUACCUCUGCUGGCACUACCUGACCGACGCUGUCAGGGAGGGAAGAAACCAGUAUGAAAAGGCUUUUGGAGUCAGCUCGAACGACCUGUUUCAAGCUCUCUACAGGUCUGAUGAGGAGAUGGUGAAGUUUAUGCAGCUGAUGAACUCUAUUUGGAACAUCUGCGGUAAAGACGUGGUCACAGCCUUUGACCUUUCGCCUUUCAACAUCAUCUGCGACCUUGGAGGCUGCAGUGGAGCAUUGGCCAAGCAGUGCACGUCAGCCUACCCAGAAUGCACCGUGACGAUCUUUGACCUCCCCAAGGUGGUGCACACGUCGAGGGAACACUUUGUCACCGGGGCCGACCAGAGGAUAAGCUUCCGCGAAGGGGACUUCUUUAAUGACCCCCUGCCAGAGGCUGACCUCUACAUCCUCGCCAGAAUCCUCCACGACUGGACAGACGAACGCUGCAUAGAGCUACUCAGCAGAGUCUACAAAGCCUGCAAAACAGGAGGCGCUGUGUUGCUGGUGGAGGCGUUGCUCCAUGAGGACGGCUCUGGCCCGGUGACAGUGCAGCUCUACUCCCUGAACAUGCUUGUGCAGACGGAGGGCAGAGAGAGGACAGCUGCUCAGUACGCUGCCCUGCUGGCUGCCGCCGGCUUCACCGGCAUCGAGCACCGCCUCACGGGGAAGAUCUACGACGCAGUGCUGGGACUCAAAGAGACAUGA
Molecule: messenger RNA, 1077 nt
Organism: Anoplopoma fimbria (sablefish)
Lineage: Eukaryota; Metazoa; Chordata; Actinopteri; Perciformes; Anoplopomatidae
Gene: asmt
Product: acetylserotonin O-methyltransferase
Exons: 8
Coding region: 1-1077 (358 amino acids)
Biological process (GO): melatonin biosynthetic process; methylation
Molecular function (GO): acetylserotonin O-methyltransferase activity
Source: RefSeq, a predicted model, not a curated record